This is a messenger RNA of Penaeus vannamei (Pacific white shrimp), 1434 nucleotides long. NCBI's taxonomy places the organism in Eukaryota, Metazoa, Arthropoda, Malacostraca, Decapoda, Penaeidae. The record is from RefSeq and is a predicted model, not a curated record.
AUGAAAGGUCAGAGAAGUCAGGGGAGAGUGCAGGGGAGAGUCAGGGGAGAUCACGGGGGGCAGUCAGGGGAGAGUCAGGAAAGAGUCAUGGCUGGAAGUCAGGGAGAGUCAGGGGAGAGUCAGGGAGGGAGAGUCAGGGGAGAGUCAGGGGAGUCAGGGGAGUCAGGGGGUCAGGGAGAGUCAGGGGGGGAGUCAGGGGAGAGUCAGCGGGAGAAGUCAGGGGAGAAGUCAGUCAGGUUAGAGUCAGUCAGGUUGAGUCAGUCAGGUCAAGAGUCAGGAGUCAGUCAGGGGGGAGUCAGAGUCAGGGGAGUCAGUGAGAGAGUCAGGGGAGGUCAGGGGAGAGUCAGAGUCAGUCAGGGGGAGUCAGGGGAGAGUCAGGGAAGUCAGGGGGGAGUCAGUGGAGAGUCAGGGGGAGAGUCAGUGGGAGUCAGGGGGGAGUCAGGGGAGAGUCAGGGGGAGUCAGUGGAUGAGUCAGGGGAGAGUCAGGGGAGAGUCAGUGGAGAGUCAGGGGGAGUCAGUGGAGAGUCAGGGGGAGUCAGUGGAGAGUCAGGGGAGAGUCAGGGGAGAGUCAGUGCGAGUCAGGGGGGAGUCAGUCAGUCAGGGGAGAUUCAAGUAAGAAAACAGCAGCGCCGGGCCAAGCAGACAGCGGCCGUGCGAGAGCAGCAGCAGCAGCAGCAGGACGAGAGGCGGAGGCUCAGGCAGGAGCAGCAGGAAGACGCGGGAGGCCCCGGCGAGUUGCCGGCUGCGGGUUUUGGGCUUUUUAACAAGACUUGCAAUAAGAGUUCAUUCAUGGUCACGGCUUCUUCCUUCGCUAAGUUUAUGAAUGGCUUCCGAGGGCCAGGCUUCCGAGGGCCAGGCUUCCGAGGGCCAGGCUUCCGAGGGCCAGGCUUCCGAGGGCCAGGCUUCCGAGGGCCAGGAGGGCCAGGCUUCCGAGGGCCAGGCUUCCGAGGGCUUCCGAGGGCAGGCUUCGAGGGCCAGGCUUCGAGGGCCAGGAGGGCCAGGCUUCGAGGCCAGGCUUCCGAGGGCCAGGCUUCCGAGGGCCAGGCUUCCGAGGGCCAGGGCUUCCGCGUUGGGAACCCUAAAUCACGAGGCUUUUUGGAUGCAGAUGGUUUCCUUCUGUCUACUCCGUCAAUGUCGAGCGCGACCUUGGCGGGAAUCGGGAAGGAAAAAGGAAAUGUGAAGGAGACAUAUCGACUGACCUGUUUCAUGGCAGACUUGCAGAACGGAGUCUUCCGAAUCCUGGCUCCUGGCUCCGUCUUCGAAGCUUCCGAAUGCUCCCUGGCUUCCGUCUUCGAAGCUCCGAAUCUGCUCCCUGGCUCCGUCUUCGAAGCUCUCCGAAUCUGCCCUGGCUUCCCUGGCUCGGGUCUUCGAAGCUCCGGAAGCUCCGAAUCUGAAGCUCCGAAUCUGCGGCUCCGUCUUCGAAGCUCCGAAUAA